Molecule: messenger RNA, 912 nt
Organism: Schizosaccharomyces japonicus yFS275
Lineage: Eukaryota; Fungi; Ascomycota; Schizosaccharomycetes; Schizosaccharomycetales; Schizosaccharomycetaceae
Product: ING family Png2
Exons: 4
Coding region: 1-912 (303 amino acids)
Cellular component (GO): chromatin; nucleus; protein-containing complex
Source: RefSeq, a predicted model, not a curated record
AUGGUAGUGAAUCAGGCAGAGGCAUUCACUGCCUUAAACGUUUUUUCGAAAACAAUUGUUUCAAUUCCUGACAUUGUCGGAUCUUACUUUACCUCAUUAAAAGAAGUUGAAUCGGAAGCCAGAGAUACGGAACAGGAAGCAACAGAUUUUAUUAAAGAAUUGUUAGAAAAUGAGUCUCAAAAGAAAGAAGGAACGAACAAUUGGACGGAUGACUUAAAGGAUAAAUUACAGCGAGCCCUCCCUAAAUUAACGACAAAGGUUGAACUUGUUAGCGAUACACUAGAACAAUUAAGUUCGUGUAUUGAGCGGAUGGACGCCGAUUUUGAUUAUGUUGAACUCGAGUUUCCUCCCCAUCUUCGGUUUGGUUCUACUGCACAACCUAAUGGCUCAUCUGUAUCGACAAACGCGCGUCAGGAAGGAAAAAGGGAGGGCAAACGAGAAAACAAACGUGGACAGCAAUCUUCUUCUGAUAAUAUAUCCACUGGCGGUGGCACGAAUCAAGACAGCUCGACCCACAAUGGACCAUCUGGUUCCACCUUACCUGUUAAUACGCCCAGCAAACGUCGGAGGGGUGUUGCUGCAAGUGUCUCACGUUCUGCAACACCUCCCGUUUCCCGGGCAGGCAGUGCCGCACCUUCCGAGCGUAAACGGGGUCGUCGUGGGGAACCAAAGUCUUUCAAAUCGUCCACAGCUUCUACAGGAGUGAAGCCUAUGCAAGAAGUAAUUGAUGAACACAACACUAAGGACGAACCUCUAUAUUGCUAUUGUGAACAGGUUUCAUAUGGAGAAAUGAUCGGAUGUGAUGGCGAAAACUGCAAACGCGAGUGGUUCCAUUUGCCUUGUGUCGGCUUGGUUGAGCCUCCCAAAGGAAUUUGGUACUGUCGCGACUGUGAAAAGAAACGGUCUGGGUAA